Gastrolobium bilobum is the source of this 1388-nucleotide messenger RNA. Its product is annotated as 1-aminocyclopropane-1-carboxylate oxidase homolog 1-like. The record is from RefSeq and is a predicted model, not a curated record. The transcript is spliced from 3 exons. Bases 10 to 1212 code for a protein of 400 amino acids. NCBI's taxonomy places the organism in Eukaryota, Viridiplantae, Streptophyta, Magnoliopsida, Fabales, Fabaceae.
UAGGGUGCCAUGCCCUACGACAUACGUUCUCUUAAAAAGAUUCUAAAACAGAAAGGCUUACACAAAUACAAAAUGGUGGAUGAAAAUAUGCAACAUAAUUCAGCUCAGGAUGAGUUGGAAAGUGAAAGGCAAAGAGAGCUAAAGGCUUUUGAUGAGACCAAAGCUGGUGUCAAAGGACUGGUUGAUUCUGGCAUAUCUAAAGUUCCUCAGAUUUUCAUUGCAUCCACUAAUGGGAUCCCAUACAAAACAUCAUCAUCAUCACCCACUUCUACUCAGUUCCAGAUUCCAGUGAUAGACCUUAAAGUUGAAAACUUGCAUGAAGAUGGUGUUGGACGGAAAGAUAUCAUUGACAAGGUUAGAGUAGCCUCUGAAACAUGUGGAUUUUUUCAAGUUGUAAACCAUGGGAUCUCCAAGGAAAUCCUUGAUGAGAUGAUUAAAGGAGUUCGUAGAUUUCAUGAACAGCCACAUGAAUUGAAAGAGGAAUAUUAUAGCCGUGAUGGCACCCGUGAUGGUUCAAGGAAAGUGAGAUUCAUCAGUAACUUUGACCUGUAUCAGUCAAAAGCAGCAAAUUGGAGAGAUACUUUGAUUUGUGCCAUGGCUCCAGAUUCUCCAUACCCUGAAGAGUUGCCUACAGCUUGCAGGGAUAUAAUCAUUCAUUACUCAGAGCAUGUUAAGAGGGUCGGAGUUACCCUACUGGAGUUACUAUCAGAGGCUUUGGGGUUAAAACCCAAACACUUGGAAGAGAUGGAAUGUGGGGAAGGGCAUAUGCUGGUCUCACAUUACUACCCAGCAUGCCCUGAGCCCCACAAAACUAUGGGAACCACAGAACACUCUGACCCUGAUUUCUUCACUGUCCUUCUUCAAGACCACAUAGGUGGCCUCCAAGUACUUUACCAAGAUCACUGGGUUGAUGUCAAGCCAGUGGAGGGAGCUUUAGUUAUUAAUCUCGGAGACCUAAUCCAGCUUAUCUCUAAUGACAAAUUCAAGAGUGCAAAGCACAGAGUUUUAGCAAACACAAUAGGACCAAGGAUAUCAGUGGCCUGCUUCUUCAGCACUCAUUAUCAACCAUUUAAUCGGGUUUAUGGUCCCAUAAAAGAAUUGUUAUCAGAAGAGAAUCUUCCUCUUUACAAGGAAACAACGGUGAGGGAUUAUAUUGUCUAUUACAAUUCGAAAGGGCUUGGCACCCCUGCUCUUGAGGAUUUCAGGCGUUGAAGCAUUUGUGUGAGGUGUUUUGUGGUUUCUCCAAUGGCACUACUAUAUUCAUAACUACCGUUGAAGAAUCUCUACUCUGUAUUUAAUAAGCACAAUUCUUGUACAAGUUUUCGAAAUCCUUUGAUGUCAUACUUUCGUUAAUGACUAUUAUCCAGCAGCUAUAUUUCCUACAUUCA